UAAUCAGUUCAGUAUCAAUCAUAUCAAUCAGUUCAGAGGCUCAAUAUAGCUUUUUGAGUUUUAAUAUUCGUGUAAAAGUUAUUGUUCCGAUAGCAGAUUAAAUGUAAUUUUGUAAAUAACUACAAAUAACUGUUUGAAAUGGACAGAUUUAACGAGUACUGGGAAUUACUUUCGGACAAAAGUGUUCCGAUUGGGAAGGAGCUGAUAACCUACUACAAGACACUGAACGAGAACGAAGAUGGAGCUACAUUAUCCGAGCGAAGCUGCAGUUUCUUGCUUCAAAAUUUGAUACAAAAUCCUUAUCCUACAUGUCAAUUGCUGCGGUUGUUGGCUACUUCAAAGAUUCCUUACAAAAAUAGUGCAAUCAGAGAAAUUUGUGAUACUGGUAUAAUGGAUUUUUUCGGGAGUUUCACACAGAAUAAUAUUGAUAAGUUAUACAAUUUAAUCUCGAAUAAUUUGCUUUCGACGGAUGUUAUCAAUAAGCUGGUACCAAUCGUUCUACUUUUGCUAGAGGAGAAGAAAAUCGACAGAGAACUGAUUUUAUUAGCAUUGCUCUCUAGAAAAUCUCAGAAAAUGCUGAAACAUUUUAUAAAGCAGAUGAAAGUGGCACCCGAGCAACAGUACGUCCUCGGCGUUGUUGAGAAUAAAACACACUUUCUAAACAGUGUUUUAGACACUAUCGAUGUACCUUUUCAGAAUGUAGACGUUAGGAAAUACAUUCAUUUUUUUCAGUUGAUCAAAUAUCUCAAUACCAAAGGAGGGGUCUCUUCCAUUUCUGCUGAGUGGGAGACUCCGCCAAAUAAUGCUUUAGGAAUGUAUUCUCUAGAAAUGAAACGCACAUUGCUUCUCCAGGAGUUUUUAGAAGGAUUGGAUCAUUCUUUACACAUUGAAGAAUAUGCAAAAGAAACAUCAGUGAUUGCAAUGUACUUGAAGAACAAAAUAAAAAUUGCUCCAUCUGGUUAUGAGCAAUUGCUUGGGAUCAUCGAAGAAAAUGACCGGCUGAAUAUAAAAAUAUUAAAGGCAUUCUACCUAGACGCUCAAUAUGUAGAGCCAUUGGGAGAUGCUAAAUGCAUGCAUAUAUUGAUGCUAUGGCAAUAUGUUAUAGAAAUGAUGAAACUCUCACCUCAGUUGAAGACUUUUGAGAGCGUUCUUGAAAGCAGAGUUUGUAGUAUCAAAACUAUCCUCAAAUCUAUUGAUAGCUCUGAAAUGUUUGUAGACAUACUGGAAAAUUUGCUUACAUUACUCUUUGUGCGAUAUGAGCAUCUCUCGAGGAAACCGCCCGGUCGUAUUGGGUUUAUAUGCUCCGAUGUUGUCAUGGAAUCCAUUCUAAAUUGUCUGAAGCUGAUACUGAUGCCAAAAAUACACACCGCAAAUUAUUCCAGUACAGAUGACAAAAUAAAGCUUCGCUUAAACUACUGCCAAGAUAUUAUAAAUGAGUCCCUGUGGAGGUUGACUAAAGUUGUCAAUAUUUGUGCUCAAUCUGAAUCGUCAUUUCAAUUAGUCGAUGCAGACUUUAACAUUAUUAUAGUAAAAUCUGAACUGAUCCAGGAAAAUGAAGUUCAAGUAUUUCACAGCAGUGAAUCCUUGCCAGACAGAUGCAACAAAUAUUCGACCUUCCCAAAAAAGAAACAUUCCAAACGCAGAUCGCAUCAAUCCCAGUUAUCGUCUAGCGGUUCUACCGGUAAUAAAGCCAUGCAGUACUCGCUACCACUUCCUGGUAAAAUCAGCUCAAUAGUUGAUCCUUCCAUCAGCGCAAUCGUCGUUAAACCAAGAAAUAUUUUUUCCAAAAUGCUCGGAACACCGGAAAAGCUCGCCACUCUUUGUUUGGCCAGUCACAAUCUCGAUACUGCUAGGAAUAUAAUCAAGCAAAAUCAACUGGGCAAUACUCCGGUAGGAUUGGACCUUAGCUAUUUGGAGAACUUUAGCCAAGUCCAGCAAAAAUUAUCCACACUAAUUACAAACUACAAUCGAAUGCAGCAGGAGAAACCACUUGGAGAAUGUAGUUCGAUGUUGGAGAAUAUUCGCGUUAAGACUGCAAUUGGGUUCGAAGCAUCUAAAAUCAUCAGUACAAUUGAAACAUUCUCAAACGGCCAAAAAAUUCACCAGGGCGAGGAAGAGAUAGGUCUGCUGAACAAAUUUGUGGCACAAUAUCCACUUUUAAAGUUUUUUCGAGGUGAAUUCGCAAGAAACAUUCCUGCAAUGGAUCUUUUGCUGGGCCUUCGAAUGGGUUAUGAUUUAAAUCUGACAAUGUACCAUCUUAUAUCUAAGAGCUUGGAUAAAUCGGAUUCAGAUGAUGUCAUGAAAAAUACGUAUGUGGCAUUUCUGAAACGAAUGAUUGAUGAUCUACAACAGUUCAAGUGUGCUGCUAUCUCUGGACAAUACAUGACGCUUCAUGCGUUGCUGAGUAGCGAGGUAUGCUCAUUGGAUCCUGCUCAGUUGGGGCUUACUCUAGAAGCUCGCCGCAGUUUGAAGACACUGGAAUCGUUAGAAGAUUUUCAGCAGUAUAACAGAAAAGGACACUGGAGCAGUCUUAAAAAAAUUCAGAUAUUUAUUGAAGGAAUGCAACAACUUGGCAAGCUCCAAAGUAGUUGGAACGAUGCUUUGAAGGCCAAUGAUUUGAUCAAGACUAAUAUAGGCGAAGUAAUAACUCAGUUGGCGUUCGAAAAGGCAGUUCCUUUGCAAACUUUAGAAAACUUAGCCGUCGGAACCAAUGCGAAUUUAGUUCAUAUUUUAUCUCAAAAAUACUUUGUUGAUAUUCGAAAGCAUUCUGAUAAUAAUACUUGUAGAAAUGCAGAGAUAUUGGAAUACAUUGGGAAGAAGAAUGAACUGUUAGGAGGUUUCAUGGAGGAGUUUACCUCGAUUGACCGUAGUGAUAAUUUUCUGAAACGUCUGAACGAGUUAUCCUGUUUUGAUGCUAUAUCGCCAUUGUACAAAUCACGAAUUUCUGCUAUUAUAGAUUACGACCAACCUCAAUUAGAUGCACUCGGAACAAUAAAUGUUAUCGGAGAUUUACAACGCAUUCAAUUGUAUGAUGCUUUAGGAUGCAGAAAACGACAAGACUACGAAAACAUUCAACAUCGUCGGCAUGAAAUUGUAACUCGGCUUUUGCAAUUCGAUGACCCAGUGCAGGAACUGCCACUAGAAAAAAUAAUCCGUUGUACAAAAAACGUCGUUCAAAAGGUUGAAUACCUAUUCAAGAUUGCUGAGCGAUUACCGAGAGCUCGAGACAUCAUGAAAUUGAUCAACAGUAUACUUCUCUCGAAAAAUGUUUCUAAGAUAGAUAAAGCAACAAGAGAGCAUAUGGAGAAUUGGCUUUCCCAGUUACAAGUCUAUGAAGAAAUUGGCACAAUUAUAGAAAUUGAAGACUGGCGUACAGUUAAAAACCUAUCGGAAAGUAACAAAGACCUAGUCUUGCACCAGCUCAUUCAAAAGAACCAGUAUGAUUUGUGCUCCCGAUGGAUUGAUAUCCACCCAUUGAAAUGUGACGAGGACAGCACGUUGCUAGAUAUAUUCACACUUGCAGUUAUCAAGGCAACUAAAGAAAAAGAAAAUUGUUCUGUUCUACUCGUAUUGAUUGAACAAAUGCCUACCGAAAGAGUGGUUCGAUUCUACGAGACAAUUCUGCUUGGAGUCAAAGAUCAAGAAGUCAUAAGGCACGCUGUAGAAUACCUGGAGAAAAACGGCGAUAAUCGAAAAAUUUAUCAAAAAUAUCGCAUCUCGUUGGAAAUUUUUAAUCAUUUGUCGAUGGAUGAAUCUGAAAGACUUUGGCAUCUCAUAAGUCGACCAUUGCUAAUCAUCGAGCAAUAUUUAAUGAACUCGAAACUAGAGCUGCUCACGGGAGUCAUGGUUUCAAUUCGGUCGUUGCUUUUGGAAAACAUGUGCAAGAUUUGUUAUGAGCAGCGAGAAUACAUCCGGGAUCUACGGUCGUCCGAUCGUCUUAGUGGAUCUAUCAAUUUAGAUUCCAGUCACGAUGAUCAAUUUCUUACGAAUGAAUGUGUCGACUGUUUGCUGCGAAUAUACGCUGGAAAGGCACUGGACUAUCGAGUUUUUGGAGACCACGGAACAUCCGGUGAAUCCAUGCAUGAUCAGAGUGGGGAGUACAGUAGCAUGGAUUCGCUUUGUGGUGCAUUCAUUAUGCCAAAAGAAGUGCCGACGAGAGAAGCUUGGAUUAGGGAUGAAGACGCUUCCCAUUGUAUGUGCUGCAGAAGAAGUGUUUUUUCUAUGUUAAACCGACGCCAUCACUGUCGACGCUGUGGAAGAGUGGUUUGCCACUCGUGUUCUAAGAAGAAGUUGGAAAUCCCAGAAUUCUACGAGAAGGUUCCCGUAAGAGCUUGUGAUGACUGUGUGAAACAAUCGCAGAAUAAACCAAACGUGCAAAUUCCAACUCAUGGAAAACCUGUCAACAUGAACGACUCCGACCAAUGGCAGCUGACCGGAAAUGUGAGAAAUGACAACAUAAUACGAGACGAAUAUAGCUACGAAUAUGCACCAUCCACGAAUCAGUGCUUGGCCAUCUGCAACCUUCACAACCAGAAUGAAGAAAUCUCUAACUUUCUAUUGUAUCACUGUGCCAAACUAGAAUCUCUUUUACGGCCAAUCCUUCCAGGUUUUCCUAAUCCGGAGAUUGAUUACGCUUUAGUAGCUCGAAUGUUACUAAAUCUAGCACUGGCAGCCAAAGUGCGAGGACUACAAUUUACUGAAGCUGAUAAGGUGAAAGAACAUGCAGAAAUUAUAUUAUCAAUCGUGAAAAACGACUGUGAAUCACUGCUGUUACAAGAGUCGAUGACUAGUGCAAAUCUACGCAGAUUACGAGACGCCCUCGUGAAAGCAGAAAAGUGGAAACUUGCCAUCGAACUUUCACUCAAGUGUGGCUUCGCGACCAGUGGAGUCAUGGCUGCAUGGGGAACGACCUGUUUGCGAGCUGGUUGCUACGAAACUGCCAGGGAGAAAUUUUCUCAUUGCCUCCAAAAAUUAUUAACCGACACGGACUAUUGUGAAAUUUUGGAUUGCAUCGAAUGUCCGGUAUCAAAUUUAAGCAAUUACAAAGGGAUUGUUCCAGUUAAACGCCCCGUUAAGAGUCCUCCAUUGCUUUUGGAAAUUAUAAGUAUUUUGGAGUCAACUGCCCAGGCACAGCCUCCAGAGGUUAUCGCUAGAGCAAGUGUCGUUAAAAAUUCGAACUCUUCAGUGUCUUUCAGUAUCCAUAGGAAAACGAAAGAAAACAUUACGCUGCAUGAGCCUGCAUUGAACGUUCUAAAUACCCUUUCCAACUUGAAACACAUCACCAAAGGUAACUUUACAGAUUUUCUCCCGGAGAAACGAGCUUUGCGAACUCGAGAUCCACCAGUAGCUGCUACCAAUAAGUCAACUGAUUACCUUCACGCCCUGGACUGCAUCAUGAGUACACGGUUCUUCGAAGAGUCUAUGUUCUAUUUAUUGAGCUACGGUGCCCAUCACGACAAUAUCAGCUUUCUGAUCAAGCAUCGACAGAUUCUCUCUGCGAUGAAGUAUACUUUGAUGCAGCAGGUUGACCCCGAAGUUUUUCUUCAAACCAUAAUCCUACCCUUUUUGAAAACCGGAAGAUUGGAGACCGUAAUACAAGUGAUGAGCAGCAUGGACGAGACGUUGUUGAUUUGGAAGAACUACAUCAUCCAUACAUGCCGCUAUCUUGAAACAAACCGUAUGCUCAACUGUUUGUACAACCUUCAACUACUGUUGCGGGAUCCUAUCCGGGCUAGUAUGACCUGUGUGCGAUUUUACUCGAUGGAUGCGAAAAACUUUAUCGAUCUAGAAGCAAACACAUUUCAUUUGAAGAAUAGUGUAGCACAUCUGCAAGCAGAGUUGGAACUUUGCAACUGGGAAGAAAUUAGCGUGGAGAGCUUUGGCGAUCGAAGUGAAACACACAAAAGUCUCUUAAUGAAAAUGGAACCUAAAGAACUGAAUAACCAUAUCAAUACAAUUCUUCGGCAGUUGGAAGUUACCAAGUUUUUGGCAAACUGUGAAUCAAAGGAACGGGAUGUAAUUGGAUUAAUACCUAAGUUAUUUAUCGAGUCAUCCAAGAUUCCAACACUUUUCGGAACAACGCAUGAGAGACUUCAGCUAGCCGUAUUGAUUCUGAUUUGUGGACAAAACAUCGAGGAAGGAUUUGGUUUAUCUUACAGAGUGAUUCAAGAUUUCAACCUAAACAGUCUCCGCGUGUAUGGUUUAGCAGCUAAGUACUUCAUCAGUCACACCAAAGUAGAGGAAGUUGAGAAACUACUGCAAGCAAUUAUCAGUAAUAGUUCUCCAACUGUGGAUACCAGCAGUUUCUGCGACGAAUUAGUAAAAGUUUCAGUGGAAACAGCAGUCACUAUCCAUGGAAACAGCGCACAGAUAAAGACUGCCCUAGAAGCUUUAAUUAAAAGGAUCAGCGAUGUAGGAUUGAAGAUUCAUUGCUACAUUGUAACGGGACAACUAAAGACUGCAUAUCUGUUGGCGAAUAAAACAGGAAGGAUCGGUGAUAUUCGGAAGAUUUCACGACAGGCUGAGGUAUUGAACCAAGUCCACGUGAAAAGGUUAUGCGAAAUGAAGUUAACUUCUGAGGGGGGAUCAAGGAAGUAAACUAGGUAUACACUCUAAUCGAUAAACGAAGUUUUCAAAAUGUUCAUGUUUUUGGAUAGAUUAUAUUGAUUGUUAUUUCAUAAUAAAGUUUUGUACAGGCAAAACCACGA
Topomyia yanbarensis is the source of this 6707-nucleotide messenger RNA. RefSeq names its product zinc finger FYVE domain-containing protein 26 homolog (gene Sptz). The record is from RefSeq and is a predicted model, not a curated record. Bases 139 to 6597 code for a protein of 2152 amino acids. The transcript is spliced from 4 exons. Gene Ontology annotation, molecular function: phosphatidylinositol-3-phosphate binding; metal ion binding. Gene Ontology annotation, biological process: mitotic cytokinesis; double-strand break repair via homologous recombination; regulation of cytokinesis. Gene Ontology annotation, cellular component: centrosome; midbody; lysosomal membrane. NCBI's taxonomy places the organism in Eukaryota, Metazoa, Arthropoda, Insecta, Diptera, Culicidae.